UCCGGUAGCGGAGUCUGGAGAAGACGCGCAGAAAUGGCACCUCGCAAGGGGAAGGAAAAGAAGGAAGAACAGGUCAUCAGCCUUGGACCUCAGGUAGCUGAAGGAGAAAAUGUGUUUGGUGUCUGCCAUAUCUUUGCAUCCUUCAAUGACACUUUUGUCCAUGUCACCGAUCUUUCUGGCAAGGAAACCAUCUGCCGCGUGACUGGUGGAAUGAAGGUGAAGGCUGACCGAGAUGAGUCUUCUCCCUAUGCUGCCAUGUUGGCUGCCCAGGAUGUAGCCCAGAGGUGCAAGGAGCUGGGCAUCACUGCCCUCCACAUCAAACUACGAGCCACAGGAGGAAAUAGAACCAAGACCCCUGGACCUGGGGCCCAGUCAGCCCUCAGAGCCCUUGCCCGCUCAGGAAUGAAGAUCGGGCGGAUUGAGGAUGUCACCCCCAUCCCCUCCGAUAGCACCCGCAGGAAGGGGGGUCGCCGUGGUCGCCGUCUGUGAACAGGAUUCCUCAAAUUACUGUUUUCUGUUAAUAAAUUGCCUUUGUGUGA
Messenger RNA from Neomonachus schauinslandi (Hawaiian monk seal), 539 nucleotides. RefSeq names its product 40S ribosomal protein S14. NCBI's taxonomy places the organism in Eukaryota, Metazoa, Chordata, Mammalia, Carnivora, Phocidae. Bases 34 to 489 code for a protein of 151 amino acids. The record is from RefSeq and is a predicted model, not a curated record. Gene Ontology annotation, molecular function: small ribosomal subunit rRNA binding; mRNA 5'-UTR binding; structural constituent of ribosome. Gene Ontology annotation, cellular component: cytosolic small ribosomal subunit; ribosome. Gene Ontology annotation, biological process: ribosomal small subunit assembly; maturation of SSU-rRNA from tricistronic rRNA transcript (SSU-rRNA, 5.8S rRNA, LSU-rRNA); translation. The transcript has a single exon.